Monosiga brevicollis MX1 is the source of this 1956-nucleotide messenger RNA. RefSeq lists its product as uncharacterized. The record is from RefSeq and is a predicted model, not a curated record. Lineage: Eukaryota; Choanoflagellata; Craspedida; Salpingoecidae. The transcript is spliced from 6 exons. The coding region runs from base 1 to 1842 and encodes 613 amino acids. Gene Ontology annotation, molecular function: protein binding. Gene Ontology annotation, biological process: intracellular signal transduction.
AUGUUCAGCAACGUUUGGAGCAGCUCGGAAUCUUCGGAAUCUGACAGUGAUGAGGAUGUUGAGGUACUCCGGCCCGGUAAUAAGCUGGAAGCCCGUGGCUACGUUGCCGUUACGCGCGACGACUUUGAUUCCAGCGACGAGGAAAUCCAUGACGCUGAUCAACCUCCAGUGGGGCUGGCUACAUCUCCCAUGGCUACGCCUGAGCGUCAUCGCCCGAGCCUCCGAGCCUCCGGCAAGCCGCAGGGACCGGCUGGUGUUGUCCGACCAAAUCAAGGAGCACCCGCGCCUCAAUUUGACCGCCACCAACAAGCAGCUCUAAGUCAGGCCCAACAGCUGUAUCACAACCGCCGCCUGCGCGCUACAGGCACACAGCCAACCCCUGCCGGCCCAUCCCCACGUCUCAACCCCGAGCCCCAGGGGGUGGUGUCCCGCGGCCCCGUGACCUCUACCGAGUCGAAUGAUGUGGAUAGUUCGACUCGGGAUGCGUUGGACAACUAUGCCCGACAGCUCAUGGACCCGACGACCGGAAUUGCCACCAGCACAAAGCGCAUCCGACUUCAAGCUUACCGCAAUGUUUUCACUGGCGCCGACGCCGCGGGUUGGUUCAUGGCCAACAUGGAAGGCGUAGCCACGCUUAAAGAAGCGCAAGAGGUGGGGCAGCAACUCAUCGACGUGGGCAUCAUCAAGGUUGUGCGCUCAGGCUCCGAUGCCCCUGGAUUUGUGGUCUCGGACACGGCUCUCUUCGCCUUUCGCGCGCGAGCAGGAACCAUGGACGGCAUAGCCGACUCGGCGGCCUCCCGACCGGGCAGCGCCCGACCUGCAUCUGCACGCAGUACACGCGUCGGCCGCUCUCGAGUCGGCUCAGCGGCCAGUGUCCGCUCCAACCUGAGUGUUCUUUCCCUUGAAAGCACGAUGGGGCAUCGCUUUGACGAUGAAGCUGCCAACUUUGCGUCAUCGCCGCCCCUCCAUGCCGCUGCCGCUCAGGGUGAUCUGGUCGCCAUCAAACAGCUUCUGCCCCUUCACUUUGUGGAUGAACUCGACUUGGCCGGCCGCACCCCCUUGAUGUAUGCUGUUCUCACAAACAAGCCCCGCGUGCUCCGCACCAUUCUUUUGGCCGGGGCUGACUUGAACCAACAGGAUGACAAGGGCAACACGGCGCUGAUCUGGGCCACGUGUCGCGGUGCGCGCGAGGCUGUUAAAAUUCUGCUGAAAGAAGGGGCUGAUGUCGAGCUGACUGACCAGGAGCAGCGCUCGGCGCUGCAUUGGGCUUGCAAAAUUAAGCGUGUGGACAUGCUAGCCACUCUUCUCCCCUAUGCCUUCAAGGCUAUAUUGGACUUGCAGGACCAGGAGGGCUUGUCGGCUUUGCACUGGGCUGUCCUUUGCCAACGAGAGGAACAUCUCAUUCUGCUGCUGGAGCGCGGCGCCGACCCUCGUCUUGGCGACCGGCACGGUCGAACGGCUCUCCAUUACAGCAUCACUCAACGGGCGCAGGCUUGCUUCACACGACUCCUUAGCGAGUGUCCAGAAGUCCUCAACUUGGCCGAUGCUCAGGGUCGCACGCCGCUCCACGUCGCCGUGGCUGAGGCUCCACUGACCUUCAUCGCCGCCCUCUUGUCUCAACAACCACUGCAACUGAAUCCUGCGGACGAUCGAGGCACCACCCCUCUCCAUUGGGCCUGUGUUAGCAACCGCACAGAGGCCUGCCAGGCUUUACUGGCAGCCGGGGCUGAUGCGAACAUUUGUGAUCAUGCUGGCAAGACACCCUUGCAGUAUGCAAUUGAAAAGAGCAAUGCUGCCUGUGUGGCAUUGUUGCAACAGCACGCUCAAGCCACACGAAGAUAGCAAUGCGCCCUGCAUGGCUCCUCUGUCUGAGAACGACGUUCUUUGGUGUUAUUUAUUGACAUGUUUACAUGCUAAGUGCUAACUAACUAUGACCAGCAAUUGAAAUCAUCUGCC